AUGGCCGACGCCCCGAUGCCUCAGCAAUUGGCAUUGCCAACCCAGUUAAAAGAGAGAAAGGAAAGAUUGAUCCGAGACGCCACAAUGGGAAAUGGGAAUCUCCAGCAGAUGAUUGUGGAUUCCAUCGGUUGGCUGCCGGACGAGCAGCUUUGCCAGUCCAUUGCAAGACACGUUGCUCUGGACGUCCCAAGGGCGAAAACCGCACUGAAAAGAUUGCGGGUCAUCGAGAAAGGGAUUGGCGCAACGCUGAUCAACGCAGCGGAUACCGGGAGUCUGACUCCCCUGGAACCCCUGGACAUCAAUCCAUUGCGAUUGGUGACAUUGGAUUGCCUUAAAUCCAGCAGAUGGCCCGACCCUCUUGGGUGCGGCCCCUCAGUGGCCAUUGCCUGGGGAUUGAUGAGGAUGAAUGCCCAGCCUGGAAGGACAUUGGGACAGAUCACAAAUUUCUCCCCGGAUUGGCUGUGGCAUGCCAACCAAGCCUUCCUGCCAUUGAGUCUUCGCACGAUGCUUAUUAGCAACUGGCGGAUUGUGCAUGUGAGCCCGGUUCCGACGAUCCCGGAUGCAUUGGUCUCCUUUCCUUGCUUCAUUGCAUUGCCGAACACAGUUGCUAUGCGAUUGGUCGAGACAGGCAGGCUAUUGGUCAGCGAUUUCCCGUGCCAACAGGCAAAUUCUUUCCUCUCAGUGGCGCACAGCCUUUCGAAGCUCUUGAUGUGGAUUGAUCAGAUCCCAAGCAUCAAGGCAUUGCGAGAUGAGAACCUGAUGAUCGUUGGCGUGAACCACGCAGUGGGAAGAUUGCCAGUUGUAUUGAAGAAUGCUGAUGGCACUGGUGGUCUGAAGCAUUGGCAUAACCAAAGCUACUGCGGAUUCGCCGCAAUUCUUGAGCCUCAACCGAAUGAGACUGAGAUUGUCCUGACCCAGGAAGAAGUGAGCACAUUGGUGGUUCUGGACACGCAGACCACAUUGCGUGAGCUGACUGAUGGUCUCCAUUGGGACAUGGUGCAUUCUGGACAGCAUUCCAUCCACCGGCACAUUGCGUUGCCGUCAAAGCUCAGCUUCCUAUUGGGAGCGGGUCGCGCAGCAGGACCCGGAGCCUCAUUGCAGAGCACAUUGGCAAGCCAGCGGAAUGCUUUGAGUCGGAACAGCGUUGGCAGCUCUGAAGUGACGAUCAUCGACGAUGCUGGAAGCCGAUUGCGAAUCACCACGACGAUCAACAAGAUCGAUUGA
Messenger RNA from Symbiodinium natans, 1224 nucleotides. The record is from the annotation of a GenBank genome assembly. NCBI's taxonomy places the organism in Eukaryota, Dinophyceae, Suessiales, Symbiodiniaceae.